UUCUUUAUUCCCCUCUCCUCUUUUAUCACUUUUUCUCUUCCACCCUCUCUUUUCUCACUGCACCUCUUCUCUCUUCUCUCUGUUUUUGCCAAAGGUAGCUCAACCCCCUUCCUAGGAUCUCCUCUUUAUUACUAAGCUAAUUAAUACCUUCCUCUCCCUUGCGUACAUGCACUCCUGAUAACCCAAAUAAAGGUACAUUAAAAAGAACCCCACCACACUCUCUACUUCCGCUCUUUAAUAUCCCCUCCUCCCCUUUUCACCCCCUAUAAAAACCCCCCCAGAACAGUAGUAAACCUCCCACUCUGUACCAUAACCCCUUUCUCCUCCCUCCAUUCAUUCCUCCCCCAUUCUUCUUCAGGGAGGGGAAAGGAAGAAAAAAAAAAGAGAAAAAUGCCACUCCUUCCCUUCCUCUUCUUCCUCCUCCUCCUUUCCUACUCUUCGCACUGUGAUGGGUUGAGAUUUCGGGGUGUCGGGGUGAACUACGGCACGCUGGGCGACGACCUGCCGUCGGCGGCGCGGUCGAUUGGGCUGCUCCGGUCCGCCGGCGGCGCCGCCGUGAAGAUCUACGACGCGAACCCGGCCAUCCUCCGCGCGCUCUCCGGGUCCGGCCUCCUCGCCUCCAUCAUGGUCCCCAACCAGCUCAUCCCGCUCCUCGCCUCCAACCAAUCGGCCGCCGACGCCUGGGUCUCCGCCAACCUCCUCCCCUUCUACCCGGCCACCCGCGUCCGCUUCCUCCUCGUCGGCAACGAGAUCCUCUCCGACGCCUCCAUCGCCAACUCCACCUGGCCCGCCCUCGUCCCCGCCAUCCGGAACCUCCACCGCUCCGUCAAGUCCCGCGGCAUCCACAACAUCAAGCUCGGCACCACCCUCGCCAUGGACGCCCUCGCCGUCUCCUUCCCCCCCUCCGCCGCCUCCUUCCGCCCCGACAUCGCCGAGCCGGUCCUGCGCCCGCUCCUCGACUUCCUCACCCGCUCCCGCUCCUACUUCUUCCUCGACGCGUAUCCCUACUUCACGUGGGCGCAGAACUGGGACUCCAUCCCCCUCGACUACGCCCUUUUCCAGGGGAACCCUAGCUCCUCCUACCUCGACCCGGGCACCCGCCUCAUAUACACCAACCUGCUCGACCAAAUGCUCGACGCCGUCGUGGCCGCCAUGUGCCGGAUGGGUUACGCCUCCGUCCCGAUCGCGCUGGCCGAGACGGGCUGGCCGAACGCCGGCGAUCUGGACCAGAUCGGGGCCAAUGUGCGCAACGCCGCGACGUACAACCGCAACCUGGCGCGGCGGAUGACGGCGCGCCCGCCCCCGGGGACGCCGGCGCGGCCGGGAGUGGAGAUGCCGGUGUUCGUGUUCUCGCUGUUCAAUGAGAAUCAGAAGCCCGGGCCGGGGACGGAGCGGCACUGGGGGUUGUUCAAUCCGAACGGGACGCCGGUGUACGAGGUCGACCUCACGGGGCGGCGCCCUACAGCGACGUAUCCGCCGCUCCCGCCGGCGCAGAACAAUACGCCGUAUAAAGGGAGGAUAUGGUGCGUGGUCGCAGGCGGCAGAAAGACGAACGCAACGGAGCUGGGGUCGGCGGUGUCAUAUGCUUGCGGGCAGGGAAAUGGCACGUGCAACGCCAUCCAGCCAGGCGGGCCGUGCUACUGGCCGAACACGCUGGCGGCGCACGCCAACUACGCGUUCAACUCCUACUGGCAGCAGUUCCGGAAGUCCGGCGGGACCUGCUACUUCAACGGCCUCGCAGCUCAGACCGCCAAGGACCCGAGUUAUGGGUCUUGCAAAUUUCCGAGCUUACCGAACUGAAGGAGGAAGAUCAAAAGCAAGUUGGCUUGGAGGGAAGGAUGUUGUACUGCAUUUCUGGCAUGUUUUGUUCUUUUAUUCUUGCGGCGGGCCAAAUAUUCCUUGUGCUCGCCGUUUUCGGAAAUGCUUCAAAACAUAGUGUUAUCUUGAAGUUAUCUCAUAGCUCUUACCUUUUCGGUGGUAACUACGAGUGGUUUUCGGUACUUUUUGUUAUUUAACAUGAGGCAGAUCAAUCAUUCUUGAACAUCUUGCCUUCUGGACAGUGUGAUCUGAAUCAUCUUGUUCUUGGUUAGACGGUUAGACCCGAAUAUGAUUUAAUUUUCUCCCAUUUGAUUUCAGCUCGGCGUGUUGGACUUGUAACACAUUAAUGGCGAGAUUAUCAGAUGGUGUAAUCUAAAUGUUUUAUCAUUGAUGAGAUUCAAAUGUGCCGAAAAGUUAUCUUGGUC
Ananas comosus (pineapple) is the source of this 2243-nucleotide messenger RNA. RefSeq names its product probable glucan endo-1,3-beta-glucosidase A6. The transcript is spliced from 3 exons. Gene Ontology annotation, cellular component: plasma membrane. NCBI's taxonomy places the organism in Eukaryota, Viridiplantae, Streptophyta, Magnoliopsida, Poales, Bromeliaceae. Gene Ontology annotation, biological process: carbohydrate metabolic process. The record is from RefSeq and is a predicted model, not a curated record. Bases 391 to 1800 code for a protein of 469 amino acids. Gene Ontology annotation, molecular function: hydrolase activity, hydrolyzing O-glycosyl compounds.